AGGUGCUGUGUGUCCAAGAUGGCGGCGCCCUGUAGGCUGGGGAAACUGUGAGGUAAACAGCUGAGGGGGAGGAGACGGUGGUGACCAUGAAAGACACCAGGCUGACAGCACUUGAAACUGAAGAACCAAUGCUCCCUGGAACAGUCUGGUAGCAGCCCUAAUGAAGAGACACCCCAGCCUUUAACACAGGUCCUGGACCCAGCACAGCAGUGUUGAGCAAGAGAAUGGCCCAGCCAGCGAAUGUCGGGGAGCUGCUCUCCAUGCUAGACUCCACCAUGCUGGGCGUGCGUGAUGAUGUAACAGCUGUCUUUAAGGAGAAUCUCAAUUCUGAUCGUGGUCCCAUGCUUGUAAACACCUUGGUGGAUCAUUACCUGGAAACCAAUUCUCAGCCGGUAUUGCACAUCCUGACUACCUUGCAAGAGCCACAUGAUAAGCACCUCUUGGAUAAAAUUAAUGAAUACGUGGGCAAAGCCGCCACCCGUUUAUCCAUUCUCUCACUGCUGGGGCACGUCGUGAGGCUGCAGCCAUCUUGGAAGCAUAAGCUCUCUCAAGCACCUCUUUUGCCUUCUUUACUAAAAUGUCUAAAGAUGGACACCGAUAUCGUCGUUCUCACAACAGGUGUCUUGGUGUUGAUCACCAUGCUACCAAUGAUCCCACAGUCGGGGAAGCAGCACCUGCUCGAUUUCUUUGAUAUCUUUGGCCGUCUUUCGUCAUGGUGCCUAAAGAAACCAGGCCAUGUGACAGAAAUCUACCUUGUCCAUCUCCAUGCCAGUGUUUAUGCCCUCUUUCAUCGCCUUUAUGGAAUGUACCCUUGCAACUUCGUCUCCUUUCUGCGUUCUCACUAUAGUAUGAAGGAAAACUUAGAAACCUUUGAAGAAGUGGUCAAGCCAAUGAUGGAGCAUGUGCGAAUUCACCCGGAAUUAGUGACUGGAUCCAAGGACCAUGAACUGGACCCUCGAAGGUGGAAGAAAUUAGAAACUCAUGAUGUGGUAAUAGAGUGUGCCAAAAUCUCCCUGGACCCUACGGAAGCCUCCUAUGAAGAUGGUUAUUCUGUGUCUCACCAGCUCUUUACCCGCUUUCCUCCUCGUUCAGCUGAUGUUACCACCAGCCCCUAUGUUGAUACACAGAAUAGCUAUGGGAGUGCUACUUCCACCCCUUACUCCACCACUCAACUGAUGUUGUUCAGUACGCCCAGGCAGCUACCUCAGACUCUGAGUUCCCCAUCGGCACGGCUGUUACCUGAGCCGCUACAAGCUACUCUUUGGAGCCCAUCUUCGGUUUGUGGUAUGACCACUCCUCCAACAUCUCCUGGAAAUGUCCCAUCUGAUUUGUCCCAUCCUUACAGUAAAGUUUUUGGCACAACUGGUGGAAAAGGAACUCCUCUGGGAACCCCAGCAACCUCUCCUCCUCCAGCCCCAACCUGCCAUCCAGAUGACUAUGUGCACAUUUCCCACACCCCCCAGGCCACAGCCACACCCCCCAGGAAGGAAGAGAGAACCGAUUCUGCAAGGCCAUGUCUACACAGACAGCACCAUCUUCCGAAUGAUAGAGGAUUAGAAGAGCUACAUGGAAGCAAAGGUUCUGUUACUCUAAGUGAUCUUCCGGUGUUUUUGGGUGAUCUGGCCUCUGAGGAAGACAGUAUUGAAAAAGAUAAGGAAGAAGCUGCAAUAUCUAAAGAGCUUUCUGAGAUCACCACUGCAGAGGCGGAUCCUGUGGUUCCUCGGGGAGGUUUUGACUCUCCAUUCUACCGAGACAGUCUCCCAGGUUCUCAGCGGAAAACAUGUUCAGCCCCAUCAGGGACUCGGGGCUCCAUUGUGAACCCUGAACCCUUCCACUCCUCCCUGGACAAGCGUGGGCCUGACACACCAAAGCAAGCCUUUACUCCCAUUGACCUGCCCUGUGGAGGUGCUGACUCCAGCCCUGCUGAGGACAGGGACCGCCAGACUUCUCUGGAGACCAGUAUCCUCACUCCCAGCCCUUGCAAAAUCCCGCCUCAUAAGGGUACGGGCUUUGGAAGUACACAGCCUCCCCCAUAUGAUCAUCUCUUCGAGGUGGCCUUGCCAAAGACUGCCCGUUACUUUGUCAGCAAGAAAACUGAGGAGCUGUUAAAGAAGGUGAAAGGAAGCCCUGAGGAAGACUACGUGCCCUCUACCUCCCCAAUGGAAGUACUGGACAGGCUGAUACAGCAGGGAGCAGACGCACAUAGCAAGGAACUGAACAAGUUGUCCUUACCCAGCAAGUCUGUCGACUGGACCCACUUUGGAGGCUCUCCUCCCUCAGAUGAGAUCCGCACCCUUCGAGACCAGUUGCUUUUACUGCACAACCAAUUACUCUAUGAGCGUUUUAAGAGGCAGCAGCACGCGCUCCGGAACAGGAGGCUCCUGCGCAAGGUGAUCAGAGCAGCGGCCCUGGAGGAACACAAUGCUGCCAUGAAAGAUCAGUUGAAGUUGCAAGAGAAAGACAUCCAGAUAUGGAAGGUGAGUCUGCAGAAAGAACAAGCCAGAUACAGUCAACUUCAAGAGCAGCGUGACACAGUGGUAACCCAGCUUCACAGCCAGAUCCGCCAGCUACAACAUGACCGCGAAGAAUUCUACAACCAGAGCCAGGAGUUACAGACAAAGCUGGAGGACUGUAGGAAUAUGAUUGCAGAGUUGCGGAUAGAGCUGAAGAAGGCCAAUAACAAGGUGUGUCACACGGAGCUGCUGCUCAGCCAGGUUUCUCAAAAGCUCUCAAAUAGUGAGUCGGUCCAGCAGCAGAUGGAAUUCUUAAACAGGCAGCUAUUGGUGCUUGGGGAGGUCAACGAGCUGUAUCUGGAGCAGUUGCAGAGCAAGCAUUCGGAUACCACCAAGGAAGUAGAAAUGAUGAAAGCAGCAUAUCGGAAAGAGCUAGAAAAAAACAGAAGCCACGUUCUCCAGCAGAAUCAGAGGCUCGAUACCUCCCAGAAACGGAUUUUGGAACUGGAAUCUCUUCUGGCCAAGAAAGACCAUCUUCUUCUAGAACAGAAGAAAUACCUGGAGGAUGUCAAGAGCCAGGCAAGCGGACAGCUGCUGGCCGCAGAGAGCAGGUAUGAGACUCAGAAACGGAUCACCCAGAUGUUUGAGUUGGAGAUCUUAGACUUGUAUGGCAGGUUGGAGAAAGAUGACCUCGUGCAAAAACUUGAUGAGGAAAAAGCAGAGGCAGCAGAGGCAGCGGAAGAAAGGCUUGACUGUUGUAAUGACGGCUGCUCAGAUUCCGUGGCAGGGCACAACGAAGAGGCAUCUGGGCACAACGGUGAGGCCAAGACCCCCAGGCCCAGUGGUAUCCGGGGCAGUUAUGGAGCUAGAGGAGCUGGAGGCAGCAGCAGCAGCAGUGAGCUUUCUACCCCAGAGAAGCCCCCAAGCCAGAAGGCAGGCCCGUUGAGCAGCUGGUGGGACACCACUGUGGGCGAGCCCUCCACCAGCAUCCCAACAGUGGGCUCACUGCCCAGUUCCAAAAGCUUCCUGGGCAUGAAGGCCCGGGAGCUAUUCCGUAACAAGAGCGAGAGCCAGUGUGAUGAAGACGGCAUGACCAUCAGUAGCCUUUCUGAGACUCUAAAGACAGAACAGGGCAAAGACUCAGGUGUGGAAGCCAAGAGUCCCCUCAACCUAGAUGGUCCCCAUCUGUCUCCCCCAGCCCCGGACAGUGUUGGACAGCUUCGUAUUAUGGACUACAAUGAGAGUCAUCACGAACACAGCUAAGGAGGAGGGUCAGUCAGUGUUAACUUGCAUCUCGUUGGCAUAGAACAGGAGGUGUGAAUGCACGUUCAAGGCUUUCCCAUUUCCAGGGUCUGCGUGGCUGCUCACGUGUGGUGAAAAUGAGACAGAGGUCCUUUUGGUAGCUGACCGAAUGCAGAAUGGUUUUUGGAUCUGGCAUUGAAAUGCCUCUUAACCUUCCCCUCACCCACCCCACACCUGUCUUUCAUUUGCCUAGCAGCUUGUACUAAUGGAGGGCCAGUGGUGUGUUCCUUAGUAGCUUUAUUUUCCUCCUUCCUUUCCCCCAAAUGGUUUCAUCCAUCGAACCUGUGCAAUAUGAGGCCAAAUUUCAUCGUGAGUCCAACACACCACUCUCUGCUUUCCUGAAGCUCAGAUAACGGUGGCUCGUGGUUAGACCAGGCAGUUGGCGGUACUGCAGGUAAGUCCAGUGUUGUCCCUUCCAGAAGGACAUAGCCUGCAAAGCUGGUUAUUGUCAUGUGAAGGCUUUUACAGGAGACUUGGCACUGCUUUUCACUGAUAUCUUUUUGAAGUUCAGCAUCUAAAGCAGCAGAUCUAGAAAAGCAAUGGUUCAUUCACCCUUACAUUCUUUUGGCGGUUCUGAUAGGCUUUCUUGAAAGUUCAGUGUGAACAAAUGCCUGUUGUUUUGACAGUGUAGCUGGCACUGUGGAGGCUGCACUUCUUUGCCCUUUGGGAAAGCUCUUGUCCCUCCUUCCCCCACUACCUCUUAUUUAUUUGGUAUUUGCUUGAAUGCGGGUACCAUGCUGCCCAUAGGUGGGCAUGUAGGUGGUAGUCUUAUUCUCUGCAGGCAGCAAGGGGAGAUGCCAGUGAAGCUCUUGCAGGUGUGAAAGUAUUCCUUUGGGCUGAGCCAUUGGUUACCCCUUUGGCUUGUCAGCUUCCCCUUGAGUUCACCUGCACCAGUUGUAUGUGUCAGCUGCUUUGUGAUGCAGCCGCAGCAAAGAGGCUCUGAAGGUUGUCUUGAGUUUAUGUGACCAGCAUUUCUCAGGCUCAGGGCUGAUUCAUGAUAGUAAGUUCUGGGCAAAGGUAGCAGCUUUUCUGGGCAAAGGUAGCAGCUUUUCCCACCAGUUCUGACUUUCAAAGCUGAUUGCUGGGAGCUUCGUGUUGCCCCCACUUUUCCCCUGUUAGGAAUGGCAGAGCAGAACCCAGGAGGGUAUUGAUGAGGUCUGACUGCCUGGACCCUGCCCCACGUGCUCCUGACGUCCCACCAGUCAGCAGCAAAGGACACAAUCUCGACAUAUGCUCCUGAAAUAAAUGCUAGAAGCCUAAGAACUGUUGCCUGGUAUUCCCACCCAGGCAAGCAGAGGUUUGUCAGGAAAGAGCCAAUGAACUAGGCUUUCCUGUUUCUAUUCUUUAUGUGAAAAGAAUAGAAUCGAAAGGUUCAGCCAUGAAGAAGUUGAAAAACUGUAAUGGUACAAAAUCUUACUCCGUAUGAAAGCUUACAGCGUAUGAGGGUGGACUUUUUUUUUUUUUUUUGAGUGUGGCAGUAAAUACUCUAGCUUCCCUAACUAAAGACAGCUGGACCACAUGACAUUCUGUGUCACCAUGGCAAUUCCAGCUGAAGACCAGUUGGGGUCAGGAUUUCUGGUGCCCGCUGACUGUUCAGCCCGCAGAGGCCGGCCAUUGCCACUGGAUGUCCAGAGUGAGGUACUGGAGAUGCCACACUUCUAAUUCAGCUUUGUCCAAAGGAAAGCUUACAAUCCAAUACAUUGUAGUUUUUCUGGUUCCAUUUCAGAAAAGGAUAGUGUGAACAAAUUCAGAAAGAGAAAAAUGCUACAGGUGAACUAUUGAACCUGGUUUUAUUUGCUUUCCCCCUUCCUAGAGCAAAGCUUCUCCUUAAAUGGCAAAGGAAAGGAGGCAGUCUAAGAAAGAACAAGCUACUUUAAAUGGACAGCUUGUGAGAUACAGGGAAGGGAGGCUGGAGGCCUGAAUCGAGGGUCCCAGCAUAGUAGAGUGGGCUGAGGUAGAGGAAGCCCCUCUGAGGCUCUGCCGGGCCCCUCAGCUUGGUCCUCCAGUGUGGGUGUCCAUACCUGGCUAUGCAGCCAGUCCUCCCAGUGCACUCCAGCUCGUGCUCUUUUGAGUUCUAGAAGACCACAGAUUUAUUUCAACUAGUUUUAUUCUGAGAGCUAUAGAUGCUUGGACUCAGUGGGUUCACUUGACAGUUGCAAGCAUUUAUUUUGAGGAUGAAAAAGUGAUAGGAGAUGGGAGGAGCUUCUGACAGGCAUUUGAGGCUCAGGCAAAGGUAUUAGAAAAAAUAAUGUAAUAGGUCAGGUCUGUCUUGAAACUGAUUAAGUAGCUUGGUAGGUGCAAACAACUGGGAGCCAGCACUGUGAUGGCUGACAUGCGUAAGUUACUCAGAUUUCCCUUCUGACACCAUCUGGGGUCAGUGUGAGCUGGGAAGCCUGGAAUCUGUGCCUCAUGCAGCACGGACUGUGUCCAGAAGGAACACUGCAGUAUCAUUUUGGGGGUGAGAGAGCAGGAAGGAGAAGUGGACAAAAAGGAGUUCCUGAGCCCACCUCAGUCCAUCAGCACACGCUGGUAUCUGAUAGAACUUCCACAGAAAGUCCACAAACACUGUUGCUAUGGGAACAGAUAUGUGAACAUAAGAAAACUGGCUCGAGAUUUUAAGAGGUGUCCUUGGAGCUCAGUGUUCGGAACAUUGGGUAAGACAGGUGGCUUCUCUAGGUUUGCCAACAGCCUUCAGGAGAGAAGACUUGCCUAACCUUGGGAAUCAGCUGCAGAAGGUUCUUGCUGAAUGUGAUGUGAUUAGGGGGAAAUAGUAAAACUAUUCUUAGAACCAUCAUAACCCAGGAAAAAGGCCUGGGAGCCACUGGCAGUUUGAAAAGUUAGCCCCUGUCCCCAUGUUGCCUGCCCAUAGCCAGAGGCCAGUGCCUCCCUGGGCGGAAGCAGUGCAACAGGCAACAGGUGCCUGGCUCUGGCCACUUGCGGCAGCAUCUGGAGUUCUCAGUGCAGAAAGAGUUGUUGUUGUAGCAGUUGUUCAGAGGAUAUCCAUAGUGGCGUGGGAUGGACAGGCCUGGGAAUUGGAACACAAUUGGCAGUAAGAAAGCCCGGCAUGCAUUUCUGUGUAACAGAACUGAAGUGUGCAUGGACCAGCUAGUGGGACUUUGCACCAAACACUAUGGGAAGCCAGAAAGAACUGAAGCACAAAGGAAAGCACCACGGGAGGAUGCUAGUAUUCUUAUUGGGCAGUCAGGGCAGGGCAGGAGGCACUGUGGAUAAGCUGGAGGGAGGUCUGGCACUGCACAGGCCUGGCCCGCACUGCAGUGCAGAUGGAGUGUCACCCACCCUCUUGGGCACUCUGUGUGGUCCAGGAGAAGCCUGGCCCCAUCCAGUGGCCCUCUAGGAAGCAAGCAGCCAUGUUUGCAGUGAUCUGGAUGGUGCCCUCCUGAGGUCCAGGCCCUGAAACUGACCUGCAGGGAUUAUUGGAAAAGGAAGCCAGUAGGAAGAGGUUUGUGUAUCUGUUUACAUCCAGAGGUCUGUGUCAUGGCCUUGUCCCCUUCCCCUGGAUUGCUGCAGUCCUCCAUUUUCCGUGAUUUCAAUUUUUUCGUGAAGGUUAAAGAACAAGUUUAGGCCAGAACAGGCUUCUUAUUUCCAUCAGGCUUCCCAGUACGCCCUGGGAGCGGCGUUCCUCAUCUCUCACCUUCGUGCCCUGCAGCCAGUAAUGCUCACCUCUGGGGUGGGGAUGGGGGGGGGGGGCUACCGCCAUGAGGGAAACCUGCACCGCCCUUGGCUUUUGGCCUCAAAAUGAGUUCACGAAGGCCAAGAAGCUGUCUACCCCUCCCAGUGCCGCAACCUUCUCCAUGCUCCAGGAGAGUAGGCUAGUUUAGCCAGCGGAACAGAUCUUUCAAGCAUUGAAGGGCCCCUGAGCAGCCCCUCCCUCUGCUCCCCUACCUUGCACAGUGUUUGGACGGGAGGGUCUGGUGCCGCUCUGUACAGCACAUGCCUGGCUCAUCACAGAGGCAGCCAGGCUCUUGCACUAGGAUGAAUCAGUGCUCACUCGAGGAGACAACUAUGGACCACAAAUACAUUACGGAGGAACAGAUUUUGCUAAGACAUAAUCUAGUUUUAUAACUCAAUCAUGAUGAACCAUAGGCGGCUAAUGCGGUUUAAAGGAUCCCAUCAGUGAAUGGAAUCCGAUGUUUUGACUGCUUUUAGUGAAAUGGAGAAAAGUUGCCUCUUCUCAAAAGGAUUAAACUUUCUCACCUUCACCUCAAAAGCACGUCAGUCCACAUCAGAUGCCAUAAAUACAGACUGCAAGAGAACAUGGUACAAUCUCAGUGAGUGGAAAUUGGAAUCAAAGGGUUUGCUGUCCUUAGAAUGUUCUAAAAUGUCAAGGCAGUUGCUUGUGUUUAACUGUGAACAAAUAAAAAUUUAUUGUUUUGCACUA
Messenger RNA from Dipodomys spectabilis (banner-tailed kangaroo rat), 8154 nucleotides. RefSeq names its product TSC complex subunit 1 (gene Tsc1). Gene Ontology annotation, biological process: negative regulation of TOR signaling; regulation of cell cycle; negative regulation of cell population proliferation. The record is from RefSeq and is a predicted model, not a curated record. The coding region runs from base 225 to 3716 and encodes 1163 amino acids. The transcript is spliced from 23 exons. NCBI's taxonomy places the organism in Eukaryota, Metazoa, Chordata, Mammalia, Rodentia, Heteromyidae. Gene Ontology annotation, cellular component: TSC1-TSC2 complex.